Messenger RNA from Drosophila serrata, 2928 nucleotides. RefSeq lists its product as uncharacterized. Gene Ontology annotation, biological process: rRNA base methylation; maturation of LSU-rRNA. The record is from RefSeq and is a predicted model, not a curated record. Gene Ontology annotation, cellular component: nucleolus. Lineage: Eukaryota; Metazoa; Arthropoda; Insecta; Diptera; Drosophilidae. Gene Ontology annotation, molecular function: RNA binding; rRNA (cytosine-C5-)-methyltransferase activity.
UAGCGCACGUGGAGUAGUUUCUCACGUUUUUAUAUCAGCUACAAAAACCAGUUAAAUUAGGUAAAAAUAUGGGUCGCAAGGCUGAAUAUAGUGAAAAACCCAAAAAGGGACCUGGCCGCAAGGCGCGCAAACAGGGACCGCCUGUGUUCCGCAAGAAAUCCUUUACUCCCAUGGAAGAGGAGGAUAAGAAGCUGUCUCACCGUCAAAAGCAGCGUUUCGUCAAGCGGGAGCAAAAGAAAGUAGUCCAGAAGGCGAAACUGCAAGAGAAGCGGGCCAAGGGUGUCAAGAAGCAGCCACAAGUCCGACGCAAAACGGCCUACAACAGCGACAGCGAGCCAGAGGAAGAGGUGGAGGCCCAAGAGGCCUCUUCCGAUGAGGAGGUGCCACAAUUGGUGCCGGCGCCCACAAAUAAAAAAUCUGCUGCUCCAAAGGGUUUCACAGACGACAACGAUGCUUGGUUGAAGCCCAAAAAGGGAAAGAAGUUGCCAGAACCCGCGUCUGAAGACGAGGAUGAUGAGGGAUUGGAGGAAGACUCAGAGUCAGAGGAUGAAAAUGGAGUCGAAUCUGCUGAAUCCGCAGAGGACGACGAGGAGGAGGACGAUGACGAGGAUAUUGAGGAUGAAGAAGAAGAAGAGGAUUCGGAUGAAGACACCGCUCAUGUGGGCAAUCUGGCUGAUCUCUCCGACGAUGAGGCCAACUCGGACGAUGACUUUGAUAUUUCUGGCGACGAGGAUGCUGCUGAGGUAGAGAGCGAUGAAGAUGACGACGAAGACGAUGAUGAUGAUGAUGAUGACGACGACAAGCUGCCGAUUGAGCGCGCAAACAAGAAGCUUAAGAAGCGGGAGGCCAAGGACGCUCAGCUGGCGGAUGAGGAGAUGCAGAUGACGGUUGAUCAUCAGGAUGUGUUCCAAAUGCCCAACGAGGAGGAUAAGACCGAAGAUCUCACUCUGCAGCAGGUGCAGCAGCGCAUAAAAGAUGUUACCUUGGUCCUGUCUGAUUUCAAGAAAUAUCGUCAGGCGGAUCGUUCUCGCGGGGAGUAUAUUGAGCUGCUGCGCCAGGAUUUGUGCUUGUACUACAGCUACAAUGAUUUUUUGAUGGAGAAACUGAUGGACAUGUUCCCGCUAACCGAACUUAUGGAGUACCUCGAGGCCUCGGAGGUGGCCCGUCCACUAACCAUCCGCACCAACACGCUGAAGGCACGUCGUCGGGACCUGGCCGCAGCUCUGAUCAACCGUGGCGUGAAUUUGGAUCCACUAGGCAAGUGGACCAAGGUGGGAUUGGUCGUCUUCAACUCGCAGGUGCCGCUGGGUGCCACUCCCGAGUACUUGGCUGGUUACUACAUGAUCCAGGGUGCCUCGUCGCUGCUUCCGGUAAUGGCACUCGCUCCGCAGGAGAACGAACGUAUCCUGGAUAUGUGCUCAGCGCCUGGUGGCAAGGGAUCGCACAUUGCUUCAAUUAUGAAGAACACCGGAACGCUUUUCGCCAACGACUUCAAUCGAGAUCGCGUCAAGGCAGUCCAGGCCAAUUUUCAUCGGUUGGGCAUUGUGAAUGCCAUCGUCAGCUGCGAGGAUGGCACCAAGUUCAGGAACAUCAUAACCGGAUUCGACCGCGUCCUGCUCGACGCUCCUUGUACCGGCACUGGAGUGGUCUCCAAGGAUCCCAGUGUGAAGACCACCAAGUCGGAGGUGGAUGUCCAAAGGUGUUACAACCUGCAGCGCAAACUCCUCCUCUCGGCAAUUGAUUGUGUGGACGCGAAAUCGUCGACCGGUGGCUAUAUCGUAUACUCGACCUGCUCCGUGCUGCCGGAGGAGAAUGAGUGGGUUAUCGACUAUGCGCUAAAGAAGCGCAAUGUCAAGCUGGUGCCCACGGGGCUAGACUUUGGCGUUGAGGGCUUUACAAAGUUCCGCCAGCACCGCUUCCAUCCCAGCUUGAACCUUACCAAGCGCUACUAUCCGCACACCCACAAUAUGGACGGCUUCUACGUGGCCAAACUGAAGAAGUUCUCCAACACGAUACCGUUGACCAAGGAACAGCAGGAAGAAGAUGAGAAGCAGCUGGACGCCGCCAUCGAAGCAGAGACGACCUCCACCACUGAAAGUCCAACUAAUGCAGAGGAUGAAACGGCAGCGGAUGACAAGGUUCCCCGGAAGCUAUUGGGCAAACGUGCCGGUAAGCCCAGUCUCACAGAUGUCGAUCAGGAUUUGAAGAAGAAGAAAUUGGAGGAGAGCAAGACAAAGUACGUGGCCAAGGUGUUCGAGAAACCCGUCAAGGCGCCAAAGAAGCCGAAGCUAGAGAAGCCGCAGGAGAAGAAAAAAGUCAGAUGGAGCGACCCUCUGACCAAAAAUGGCCAAUCCAAUGGUAAUUCAGCUUCUCCGAAAACAGAAGGAAAGGCCUCUAAGAAGACACAACAUCGAGGGCUCCUGGAGGUAAAAAAAGAACCGGAAGCAAGCCAGAAAAUGGAUAAAAACAAGACAGUAUCCCAAGCUCUUAAGCCAACUGUAAAUGGUAGCGCUUCACCUGCACCACUUGAAGGAAGAAAACCAUCCGGGAUGCCAGCCAAGACGUCAGCCAAGCCGAAGACCUCUUCAAAGCAAUUCAAGGCACCACGCGGAGACACAGAUGUGCCCUUGCUGGAAGGGAAGCCCAUCAAGAAACAGAACAAGCUGAAGAAGAAACAGAUUGGACAGUUGAAGAAGUCGACAACAAGCGGGAAAGAGGGAAAAAAACAAAAGUUCAGGAAGUGAACAUUAGAAAUCCCUGUUUAAUUAAGACUAGAACUUAAGUUGGGGUAGUCCCCAUGCGAUUACGAUUACCUGUUUUUAUAUUGAGAACUUUCUUAGCUUAAAUUCGAUGUUUGAAUACAACAGUGCUGUAAUUAAAUAUCGAUAUUAACAAUAAAUGCUAAGCUCGCCUUAAUAUAGUCACAAA